AUGGGUCAACCAUAUGAGCAGCCACAGGAUGACGGCAACGACCAGCGCGUCGCAGAUGAGAUAAACCCUGAAGACAGUGCGUCUAACGUGUCAAGCAUUAAAAGUCAUUUCGGGCCACUUGUCGUGGUGGUGGUUCACGGACGGAGGACCGCCAUCGGGAAAGCGAAGAGAGGGGCGUUCAAGGACACGACGCCUGACGAGCUGCUGAGCGCCGUGAUGCGCGCGGUGCUCGCGGACGUUGGCCUUCCUCCCGACCGGCUGGGAGACGUUUGUGUCGGUAACGUGCUGCAGCCCGGAGCCGGUGCUGUGAUGGCCAGGGUGGCUCACUUCCUCAGCGGGUUUCCGGACACGGUGCCGUGUUACACCGUCAACCGGCAAUGUUCCUCCGGCCUGCAGGCUGUGUUCAACAUCGCAGUACGUCCUGGCCGUCGGCAGCUCCGUGUUCCACGCCAUGUUUUAUGGCGAGCUGGCGGAGGAUCAGGAGGAGAUCCGGAUCCCCGACGUGGAGCCCCCCUCGUUCCUGGCCAUGCUGAACGGUUGUCGAGGUCGGGUCAACACGGCGGUGAUUGGAUGAGGCGCCCAGGACGCUUUCCGUGUCUCGGCAAAGCCGUGUGUCAGAUACCCGAGAACUCAAAGUGA
Messenger RNA from Pseudoliparis swirei, 639 nucleotides. RefSeq lists its product as uncharacterized. Gene Ontology annotation, biological process: phenylacetate catabolic process; fatty acid beta-oxidation. The record is from RefSeq and is a predicted model, not a curated record. The transcript is spliced from 7 exons. The coding region runs from base 1 to 639 and encodes 212 amino acids. Gene Ontology annotation, cellular component: peroxisome. Lineage: Eukaryota; Metazoa; Chordata; Actinopteri; Perciformes; Liparidae. Gene Ontology annotation, molecular function: acetyl-CoA C-acyltransferase activity.